Molecule: messenger RNA, 801 nt
Organism: Brassica oleracea var. oleracea
Lineage: Eukaryota; Viridiplantae; Streptophyta; Magnoliopsida; Brassicales; Brassicaceae
Exons: 2
Coding region: 230-766 (178 amino acids)
Source: RefSeq, a predicted model, not a curated record
GUACAUGAAGCAAUAGCAGGUAAAUUUAGUAUUCAAUAACUUCUUCACAUGUUACAUAGUAUCUUUUCAUAUCUAACAUAAUUUUUUCUUUGUUACAGGAAUAGCAGCUUUCUUUCGAGAUUUGUGCUCGAGAUCAUUAACAGCAGAUGGAAUCAGAAACUUGAAGGAAAAGAUUCCGAUAAUCCAAUGCAAUCUCGAGAAGAUUUUUCCACCUUCCUUUUUUGAUGUUAUGGAGCAUCUUCCAAUCCAUCUCGCUCGAGAAGCAGAACUUGGGGGCCCGGUUCAAUAUCGAUGGAUGUACCUGGUUGAGCGUUCUAUGUAUCAUUUCAAGCAGAAAGUGAAAAAUUUAAGCCGAGUUGAGGGUUCAAUUGUUUCACAAAGCAUCAAUGAGGAAACAUCCCAGUUCGCUGCUUACUAUUUUGCCCCCGAAGUACAAACUAAAAGUCGAAAACCAUCAAGACAUGAUGAUGGAGGGCAGAGAACAGUUUAUCCUGUCGAGGUACCUACCAUAUUUUCCCAAAUUGGUCGAGUAAGUGGAAAAGGAAAAGGUAGAAGACUCACCGAACAAGAGCACAUGCACUUACAUAAGUACAUUUUAGCAAACUGCGAAGAAGUAAUGACAUACGAAAGGAUUUACAUGGAGCAAAUAAGGGGUGCAUAUCCUAAUUACACUGAAGAUCAGCUUUCUGCACUAAAGGAAAACGAGUUCGUAAAUUGGCUAAAAUUCUAUGUAAGUUUUUUGAAAUCUAUUCUCUAUUACUUCUGAAUUUUUGUUUUUUUGUACAUGGGGCAUUACUUAAA